AUGGAACAAACCAUUCUUCAAGAGAAUUUGGCGACAGCCAAUGCUCCGAAGUACUCAGGAUACGACUCGGACCUGACUGACUUAGAGGAUUUAAACCCUGCACCUGUACCUGCAAAGAAGCCGAACGCUCCACAACUUUCCAAGAAGACCCCAAAGAAGCCCAAGGCACCUGCCAAGCGCAAAACUGGACUCAAGACCUCAGCUUUCCGAUCUCACGAAGUUCCCAAACACCUGCUGCCUCAGACUCCCGCUCAUCACUUCGACAGCGUCUACCGCCGACGGUCCCAAGUCGCACAUCAUCUGCACCGCGAGUUCAAUGCCCCAUCUGCAACCCAAAUUCGUGUCGAUUUCGACCUCGCCGUCGCCACCGGCCGGUGA
Messenger RNA from Melampsora larici-populina 98AG31, 378 nucleotides. RefSeq lists its product as uncharacterized. The transcript is spliced from 2 exons. Bases 1 to 378 code for a protein of 125 amino acids. The record is from RefSeq and is a predicted model, not a curated record. NCBI's taxonomy places the organism in Eukaryota, Fungi, Basidiomycota, Pucciniomycetes, Pucciniales, Melampsoraceae.